This is a messenger RNA of Trichobilharzia regenti, 667 nucleotides long. The record is from the annotation of a GenBank genome assembly. Lineage: Eukaryota; Metazoa; Platyhelminthes; Trematoda; Strigeidida; Schistosomatidae.
AGCACAUUAAAAUCAAGAAGAAUGGAUUGUUAGGAAGUGCUUCCAUUCGCAGUUUAAACGGAUUUGCGCCGAGGGAGGCAAUUUUAAAAAAUUUGGCGUUGUAGCUAUGGCAGAUAGUAGCGUCGUCGAAGAGCGAGAUGAAUAUGAACAUUAUAACUAUGAAGAAGACAAGAUAGCGGGUUCAAAGGGUGGUAAAAACCGAACGAAAAGGGACGCUGAGGAGCAUCAUAAGAAGUCUGACAACAGGACGAAUCGUGUUCACCUAGAUCAUCAAGUUAAUAACGAAGAAAAACAGAGAGAACAGAAUCUCAAGCAUAGUUCUGAAGCCAAAAGUUAGAGAUGCUUGUGAAGGACGAAUACUUGAAAUAAAAAUUUUAUACUGAAUUUUCAAAACGAAGAGGCGGUUAUCCUCUGUUGUUUUCAAUAUUGUGAAACUGAGGUUUGCGUUAAGUCAUUUGGUUACGGUGUGUUAACGCGUCUCACGGGUUACUAAAUUAUCUCACAGCCGUUGGUGAGUAAACAUGAAGUCGCUAACUGAGUGUAGUUCCUCAUCUCCCAUGGUGCUUUGGGAACAUAUAUUUUGAUUGCAGUCUUUUUAUGCAUUUACAUUUCAGUGUUUUGCAUGCCACUUAAAGGCUGUACGACGUAAGCCUACGAAUUUUGGGCU